AUGGAUAGCGGUUAUUGCUACGGUCCGUACGCCGAAUUUGGUUUUCCGCGUUUUCCGUGCGUGCAUUGGCAACAGGCUCGAUGCUGAAAUGAUGACAAACGGUUGAGUGAUGCCUUUAGGGGACGAAUAGAGCAUGAUGGCAUUCUUCAAGAACUACCGUCGAGUGUCUGCGAUGCGACAGCCCUUUCGUUUCCUGGCCCAGCUGUCCCUCUGCGGCCAUGUCGGUGGCAUCGUCUGCCUCGUCUUUGGGAUCUUGCUACUCGUGUUUUUCGGCUCAAACAUUCGCGAGGACGAGGCGUUGAAACGGGUCCCAACAUGGAUUGGCAUAAUCUCAACUGGAAGUGGCAUCAUGUUUCUGUUUGUUGGAAUCACGCUGUCCAUCCUUCUCUGCAAGCUUGUCGAGCAGCAGCAAAUAUCUGAGAACGGCCAGUUGGACGUCGCAGUAAAACCUUACGCCAGCCUGCGCACUGCGGAAGCUUCAGCAGACGAGGCACGGAAAGACUGCGCAGAACUGCAGAAUCUCACAUGAGGUCUGUGUUGAUCUGAUAAAAAACAAUCUAUGUACUUUGUGUGAGACUGCCGUGUUUUGGGGCAUUCCGGUACCUACGUGGGUGUGCGUAUUUUAUCCUAUAAAAUUUCUGACACACAUAUACAACUGUAAAUAAUGCCUAAUAAAGUGGCUCCCCUGUCAAGGUAUAUGUUUUGAAA
Ornithodoros turicata is the source of this 708-nucleotide messenger RNA. RefSeq lists its product as uncharacterized. NCBI's taxonomy places the organism in Eukaryota, Metazoa, Arthropoda, Arachnida, Ixodida, Argasidae. Bases 134 to 529 code for a protein of 131 amino acids. The record is from RefSeq and is a predicted model, not a curated record. The transcript is spliced from 3 exons.